GACCGGAACUAAAAAAUGGCACGAGGCCAGCUGGGGCGGGGGUCUCCGCCGGACGGGUUUUGUACCAUUGCGUCGGCAAAGAGCUCGAGAAGGAGAUGAGACAAAACUUACCUCAGAGAAGAUGCAGUAGUAUCACAGUAUACUCAUGUCAAAGCGGCACGGUUAGCCCGGUAUCCUGGUGCUUUCGCUAUCAUGUUGAAGUGUGGGCGGCAGAUUGUGCCGACCAUCGGGGAAAACCCGUCAAUGCGGUGGAACUUGAAUUGAUAAAGCCCACGCCCAAUCACGUCUGCAGUCUACUAGUUGUAUACGCCGUCUUUAGCAAUCUGACCAGAAGUCGAAUUGAUGCAGGUCAUAGCGAGAUAACCACCGCCAUCCAACCUCCCUGGUUAUCCACUUCUCCAGGCCAGACAAUAUCUAUACCCACCUCGCUAUCGAUCUUCAAGUUCUAGCAUCCAAUCACCGUCAUGGUCAUCAUGCGGCUGUCGGUCUGCGCUCUGGAGACUUUGCCACCAUCAACCUGGUUUGGGGACUGGGAAUCCGAGGGGAGAGGGAGCCAUGCUACACGCACGCGAGCGGCGGCGGGACGUAUGGAGGUGCGAACAGACGCCAAUUUGGCUACAUAUAAGGCCAAACCCAUGUCGUUGUCGUCGACAGGCAGUCCGUCCAGGCAUCGCGGUCCCUUCUUUUUCCGCUGCAGAAUUCCCCAGUUGCGGCCACCCUUCGUCCAGUGUUGACCAUGGUGUCGUUGAACUUCCCUCCGGCCACGGGGGUAGCGUCUCAUGAGCGCACACCCACUGAGCGCAGCCUUGUGCGGCGUCUCGAUAUGUUCCUUCUGACAUUUGGUUGUCUUUCCCAAGUCAUCAAGUACCUCGACCAGAGCAAUAUAACCAAUGCCUACGUGUCCGGGAUGCAGGAGGACCUGCACCUCGACAAGAAUCAACUCAACUACUUCCAGACAUAUUUCAAUGUCGCCUACUGCAUCAUGCUCAUUCCAUCCCAGAUCAUCUUGACUUAUGUGCGACCGAGUCUGUGGCUCUCAGGAUUGGAACUGGCCUGGGGCAUGAUAACUGGCCUCAUUGCAAUGACACACAGCGCAAAGCAAGUCUACGUCUUGCGGUUCUUCCUGGGCCUUUGCGAGAGCAGUGCGUGGCCUGGCAUGAUGACCCUAUUGAUGCAUUGGUACACUCCGACAGAACUGGCAAAGCGCAUGGGGUUUUACCAUUCCUGCCAGGCCAUGGGGAGCAUGAUGUCUGGGGCACUGCAGGUCGCCAUCAUUAACACCUUGGAAGGACACAGCUCCCUAGCGGGAUGGCGGUGGCUAUUUGUCAUCAACUCGAUCAUCACCGUGACGUGGGGAUUCUUCGGCUUCUUCAUGAUACCUGAUCUGCCGAACAAACCGAACCCGCUUGCCUUCUGGUUUGACAGGAACCAUGGCGAAAUGGCUAUGGCGAGGCUGAAACGACACCAUCGUGCCGAACCGAAGAAGGUCACCUGGGCUGCUGCCAGGCGCACCUUUACUUCCUGGUUGGUGUAUUUCAUUUCCCCAUUGUACACCGCGACAGUCCUGGGCAGCUGGGGAUAUGCAUAUUUUGCACUAUUCCUCAAGUCGAUCAAGAACGAAGACGGGACAAGGCGAUGGACGACAUCUCAAGUCAACUCCAUCCCGAUCGGAGGUGGAGCUAUUCAAGUUCUUUUUGUCUGGAUCUGGGCGUUCCUGUCGGAUAUUCUACGAACCCGAUGGACCCUUAUUGUAGUCCAAGGGCUUAUUGGCAUCAUGACCUGCAUUAUCAUGAGCAUCUGGACGUCUCACCCGAACUCCGUUAGCCUCUCUGCAGCUUACGCCAGCUACUUCCUGUCCUAUAUCACCUUGGGCACGGCACCUCUCAUCUUCGCAUGGCUGUCGGACCUCAUGCCGCAGGACCCGGAGGCACGUACACUGAUCGUGGGCGUUGCGGUUGCCUUUUACUAUGCCAUCUCCGCUUGGAGUCAAGUUCUUACCUGGCCGGCAUCACAGGCACCCUAUUAUAAGUAUGGGUGGCAAUCGGCUCUUGCCCUUUGGGCUUUGGCCGUCGUCAUGACGUGCGUGUUGCGCUAUGUCGACAAGCGGUAUCUGUCGCCGAAACGUCAAGCUUUUGCAGAAGUAUUGGAGGCAGAGCAACGCGAAGAAGGUCUGGACACUAAGCCCCAGGUGUUGGUAACCACAACCUCUCAAACCAAGGACUAAACGAGGAGGUGGUAUAUGGUCUGUACCCUCUUGUCUUUGGGGAUCAGCUCUACAUACAUGUGCACUCUAGGUGCAUAGUAGAUAUCAGUAUGAAUGCGCUCUACCAUGACCUUCUCGCCCACACAUCGCAACUUUCAAGUCUAGAUGAACAUGGUAGCCAUGAUAUAGCGAGAAAAUAGAUGGCAAUUCCGCGAACGUACUUGAAACGAGCGAGUGGGAUGUCGCCAUGUGCGUAUAGGUACCUAGGUAGGUAGUAACCAGGUACACCAAAAAGGGAUUCACUCUUAUUGAAUAACUUAUAAGCACAG
Exophiala dermatitidis NIH/UT8656 is the source of this 2532-nucleotide messenger RNA. RefSeq names its product retrograde regulation protein 2. The transcript is spliced from 12 exons. Gene Ontology annotation, cellular component: membrane. The coding region runs from base 737 to 2224 and encodes 495 amino acids. NCBI's taxonomy places the organism in Eukaryota, Fungi, Ascomycota, Eurotiomycetes, Chaetothyriales, Herpotrichiellaceae. The record is from RefSeq and is a predicted model, not a curated record. Gene Ontology annotation, biological process: transmembrane transport. Gene Ontology annotation, molecular function: transmembrane transporter activity.